AUGGCUAAACGUGAUUAUUAUGAGGUUUUAGGUGUUGCUAAAACCGCUAGUGAUGAUGAAAUUAAAAAAGCCUACCGUAAGUUGGCGAUGAAGUAUCAUCCAGAUCGUAAUCCUGACAACUCAGAAGCUGAAGAAAAGUUUAAAGAAUGUGCGGAAGCAUAUGAAAUUCUUUCUGACGGUGAAAAACGUAGCAUGUACGACCGUAUGGGCCAUAACGCCUUUGAAGGUGGUAUGGGCGGCGGUGGCUUUGGUGGUGGUUUCAGCGCCGAAGACAUUUUCAGUCAGUUUGGUGACAUCUUUGGUGGCGCUUUUGGCGGAGGUGGCCGUGGUCAGCAACGUGCGCGUCGUGGUUCCGACCUGCGUUAUGUCAUGGAAUUAACACUCGAAGAAGCGGUGAGAGGCGUUAAGAAAACCAUUACCUUUACUGCACCAGCACCUUGUGAUGUGUGUGAUGGUAAAGGUUCAAAAAAUCCAAAUGAUGUAGAAACCUGUAAGACUUGCCAUGGUGCAGGUCAAGUGCGUAUGCAACAGGGCUUCUUCUCUGUUCAGCAGACAUGUAGUACCUGUCGUGGACAAGCAAAUGUCAUGGUUCAGGUGUAUCAGAUCGUCAGCAAACUCUUGAAGUUACUAUUCCUGCAGGUGUUGAUAAUGGUGAUCGCGUUCGCUUAA
This is a messenger RNA of Oppiella nova, 669 nucleotides long. The record is from the annotation of a GenBank genome assembly. NCBI's taxonomy places the organism in Eukaryota, Metazoa, Arthropoda, Arachnida, Sarcoptiformes, Oppiidae.